AGAGAGAGAGAUAGACUAUAUAACUGUCAUAUAUAUAUAUAUAUAUACGUAUCUGUGCUGUUUCGUGUUGGAGUUAUAUAAUUAUAAGUUUAUUAUGGGUAGGGCUCCAUGUUGUGAGGAGAGUAGUGGAGUGAAGAAAGGGCCAUGGACACCAGAAGAAGAUCAGAAGCUUGUGGAAUAUAUCAGCAAGCAUGGCCAUGGAAGUUGGAGGACACUUCCAAAGCAUGCUGGCCUCAAUAGGUGUGGCAAGAGCUGCAGGCUAAGGUGGGCUAAUUAUCUCAGGCCUGAUAUCAAGAGAGGUAAAUUUUCUGAAGAAGAAGACCGAAUCAUCAUCAACCUUCAUUCAGUUCUCGGAAACAAGUGGUCAAAGAUUGCAGGCCAUCUUCCAGGAAGAACAGAUAAUGAAAUAAAGAACUACUGGAACACCCACAUAAGGAAGAAGCUGCUUCAGAUGGGCAUUGACCCAGAAACUCACAAACCCAGAACUGACUUCAAUCACCUUAUCAGUCUCUCUCAUUUGCUUGGAAUCUCAUCAAACCAUAUGGGUCCUUGGGUUAACAAUAUUAAUCCUCUGGCUUCACAAUUAGAUCUCACUACUCAGUUAACCAAAGUCCAACUUCUGCAAAACCUGCUGCAAAUUGUUAAUGCAAACCCUUACCUCUUAGGCAAUAGUCAUAGCCUCAACCCACUUCAACUGCAAUCCCUUAUGAAUGGGACUACUGGAGGUCAAGAACAUGUAAACCCAGAUGGCCUAUUAUUUCCCCAAGCACACAAUGAGUCUCAAGAGGGUAUUUCAAAGCCGUGGACUGAUGUACAAGGAGUGUGUGGUUUAGAAAGUUUUGGUUUUAAUAAUGGUAGCAACAUUUAUACUAUUCCACAUCAGAGCCAGUCAUUGGAAAUGACAAUACCUGCUCUAGUCUCAGCGUCUCCGGUGAUCGGCUCAGCCAUCAAGCAAGUUGACGGUAGCUGCAAUACUGCUCAAGGGUCCACUGAUCAGUCAGCUAAUUCCUCUGCAAUGUUUGGGAGUUGGGAGAAACUCCUGGCUGAUGAAAUAACUGGUUCUGACUGGAAGGAGAUUCUUGAAUUAUCAUCAACUUUGGCGUCGCCAGUCUCUUGGUAGAGAUAUUGAAUAAUUGCCUUUUCUGGAGAUAAAAUUAUGGCGGGAACACACACAAGAUCUAUUCAUAGAAUUGUUCAUCCAAGAUGUUUUCUUUUUCUUUUUCUUUUUUCGGUUUUGAUAAUUUAGAUUCAUUACAAAAUUAUAUAUAUAUAUAUAUAUAUAGGAGGCUUAUAAUAAAUUUGUUUCUUUAAUUUGUGUACAAAACAGAAGAUAUACAUGUGCGUUCAUACGGACCAAUUGCAGGUUUUCUUUGAUUUGAUGAUGUUUAAUUUCAAGAGACACAUACUUGUAUCUAGUAUA
Prosopis cineraria is the source of this 1420-nucleotide messenger RNA. RefSeq names its product transcription factor MYB41-like. Lineage: Eukaryota; Viridiplantae; Streptophyta; Magnoliopsida; Fabales; Fabaceae. The transcript is spliced from 3 exons. Bases 95 to 1120 code for a protein of 341 amino acids. The record is from RefSeq and is a predicted model, not a curated record.